Messenger RNA from Durio zibethinus, 3609 nucleotides. RefSeq names its product transcription factor MYB124-like. The record is from RefSeq and is a predicted model, not a curated record. Gene Ontology annotation, biological process: regulation of DNA-templated transcription. Lineage: Eukaryota; Viridiplantae; Streptophyta; Magnoliopsida; Malvales; Malvaceae. Gene Ontology annotation, molecular function: RNA polymerase II cis-regulatory region sequence-specific DNA binding; DNA-binding transcription factor activity, RNA polymerase II-specific. Gene Ontology annotation, cellular component: nucleus.
CUCCUUGUAAGAAAGAGAAAAUAUUAGUAAUUUCAAAUAGUUUCUUUCUUUGAAGGAUAAACCGACCAAACAAAGACCCAAAAUAUAGUAAUUCAUUUCAGACAGAUCGUAUUCUUAUCACUCUUCCAUUUUUUUUUUCUUUUCUUUCCAAAGUUUCAUUCUUUUUCCCAUUUUAGAUCUACCCUUUUCGAUUCUACGUAUAUACAUGUAAAUUCUAAUCAGAAAGUCCAAGCUUUAGUAGCAUUUGAAUGGUAGAGUGGUGGAGGCUUUGUGAUUCCAUUUUCUAAGUACAAACAGAAAAAAAAAAAAAAAAGAAAGGUUAGAAUCCGAGGAAUGGAGUAGAAGAGGAGAGUGUAUGGGGGACAAAACAUAGAGUUAUUGAGAGUAAUAAGGAUUCGGUUUGAACCCAACAGUGAGGUUUGUAAAGAUAGAAGAGAAAAGAGAGGGAAGUGGUGGAAGGUUUGUUUCCUUUUUUCAGGGAUUCAAGUGUAAUUUUUUUUUAUAAAGGGUCACAAAGGGGUUGGCUUUUUAGUAUGCCACUUUGGUUUUAAUAAAAGGGAAGGAGCGUCAAGGCCAGAGACUGACAGAGACAUAGAUUGAGAGAAAUAAGAGAGUAGUGAAGUAAAAAAAUGCAGGAAACAAAGAAGAAGAAUGGUGGAGGAGGAGGUGGCAAUGAAGAUUCCAAGAAGAAGGAGCGUCAUAUAGUGACGUGGAAUCAAGAGGAAGAUGAUAUACUUCGUGAACAAAUCAGUUUACAUGGAACUGAAAACUGGGCGAUCAUUGCCUCUAAAUUCAAGGAUAAAACCACAAGACAGUGCAGAAGAAGAUGGUACACAUACUUGAAUUCUGAUUUCAAGAAAGGAGGAUGGUCACCAGAGGAAGAUAUGCUUUUAUGUGAGGCUCAAAAAAUAUUUGGCAAUCGAUGGACAGAAAUAGCAAAGGUGGUUUCAGGCAGAACGGAUAAUGCUGUUAAAAAUCGAUUCUCCACACUAUGCAAGAAGAGAGCCAAGUAUGAAGCUUUGGUAAAAGAGAACAAUACUUCAUGUAUAAACCCAAAUAACAAAAGAAUUUUGCUCCAAGAUGGGUUCAAUACAGAUGGAACAGCGGAAUGUGUUGCUCCUGUUAAGAGAAUGAGGAGAUCCCACAUCUCUGAUCUCUCUGAAACUUUCAACUUUGGAGAUAGAGCUCAUGGAGUAUCUGGAACAAUAAUCAACCAGCACCUGAGACAUCCAUUCGCUGUUUUGGGUCAAAAUCUUCAUAAUGUUCACAACGUGGUGGUGCAAUCUCAAGUCAACAAUGUUAAGGAGGUCUCUAAUGAUGCAGCUCAGAAUAAUAGAACUCAAGGAACAUUUCUCAAAAAGGAUGAUCCGAAGGUAACUGCUUUGAUGCAGCAAGCAGAGCUACUCAGCUCACUUGCAUUAAAAGUUAACACAGACAACACAGAACAGAGUCUGGAAAAUGCUUGGAAGGUUCUCCAAGAUUUUCUGAAUCAGAGUAAAGAAAAUGACAUCUUCAGAUAUACAAUCUCUGAUAUUGAUUUUCAACUUGAAGAUUUCAAAGACUUGCUAGAGGAUUUAAGGAGCAGUAAUGAGGGAAAUCGACCAUCUUGGAGGCAACCUGAUCUAUAUGAGGCAUCUCCAGCCAGUUCAGAAUACAGUACAGGGUCAACACUGAUGCCUCAUCCGGCUGGGGAAAAAGGACAAGAAAACCAAGCCAAGAUAGAUGCACUGCACCGGGACAUACUGUCAAGUCAUAUUGGAGAGCAGAAUUGCCGGAAUGAAGAGGAGAAAAUGGCUCUUUCUAGUGCAAAGAUAAAUCAUGUCGAGAUAGUACCAUCUUGUGAUGAUCAAAAAAACAUUAUGGUUGCUCCUAACUCAUCAAGCGCAGAAUUCAGUUCCCCAGUCCAUGUUACCCCACUUUUCAGAUCUCUAGCAGCAGGAAUUCCCAGCCCGAAAUUUUCAGAAAGUGAAAGGAACUUCCUACUUAAGACACUUGGAAUGGAGUCCCCUUCACCUAAUCCAGCAAAUAAUCUUUCACAACCACCACCUUGCAAACGAGUCCUCCUCCAUAGUCUAUAACAAACCUCUGAUCAUCUCUCAUUCUGAAACCAACAUUGGGCUAUAGUCCAUAUAUCUCAUCAUUUGUUCCCUUGUGCAACAUAGCUCACGUUGAGCUUUCAUCAUUUAUUUUUUGUCCUAGGAUUGCAGCCAUCUUAGCCUGGAAUUUUACACAAGGGCAUUUAAUGAUCUGCAUUCCCACCUCCCCGCUUAGAAUGUUUUGGUGCAUUCUAGCUUCUCAGACACAUCCAAUAAGAUGUCCUGAGUUCUAUUAAUUUUCUCCUCUAAUUUCCUAGAGAGUACAACCUUAAUACUCACAUUAAAACCCAUGUGUGCUUUUUUGUGUGUCUCAUUCUUUUGUUUGUCAUCUCAUCCGAGCGGUAUCGGAUUUUCGGCAUCUCUUCUUCCAUCCUUCUGAUCCAGUUUUUGUCCUUGAUUUGUAAUUUUGUACAGAACCUUCUAUAUAAAAUCCUUAGAGUGUAAUUAUACAUUGGCAACUUGCCUGCAUAUGAUAAAAGAAACAGAGGAAGAAAAAAAAAAAAAAGAAACAGUAAAGGAGGAUUAACAUUGAUUGGAUUCCUAUUUGAUGUUGUUGGGUGUGCAAAGGGUAUAGAAUAAGUUUUCUUUUUUGUGGUUUUCUAUCCUGAUUUCUAAUGUAAUGAAACUCAGAUAUGAUUUGAGUGAAAAUGUGUUUGGGCUUUGGUGUGAAACAACCUCUUACUCUUUUUUAAUUUCCCCAGCUUGACUUCAUGCAUUAUGGAAUCUAAAUAGACAGAAGAUUUGACAGUUAGUUACAGCUCAAAACAUGAUGCAGCAGGUAGCAAUGGAAUCAAGCUAAAACUUUCAUUUUGGAUCUUUGGGAAAACUGAGCAUACAAUAGAUUACUCUCUUUCUUGCAUUCUUUCAAAGAGGAGCAAAUCAAGGGAAUAUAAGAAAAUAAAGAAUGUAAAGCAGCAUACUUACAAAGAAUGCAAAAGAACAUCCAUUGUCUGACCAAGCAUGAAAUGAACCACCCCUAUCUUUCCCUUCUCUCUUUCUCACAAAAACUGUAUGAUCUCAGUUGAAAUUAGUGUUUGCAGAGAAGAAGAGUGUUGGAACUUUGUUAUCAAGUGACACCAUCGGUGGGGGGAUACCAGAUAUAGUGGAGGACAAGUGUAAUUAUGACCAAAGCAAAAGCAAAGAGUAAAAGCAGGGAGAGGGAACCUCAUACAAAAUAAAGUGAACUUAUUGGCCAUAAACUUUCUCCAUAGAAGGUGCAUUUUGACUGUUUUGACCCCCAGAUCCAUGCAAAUAAUGCACACUUUUGCCCCAAAUAUCACUCUGAAACGCACGGUAGAAGCUAUGUUAUCAUUGCAGAGUGAAUAGUCGACUAUUCAAAUGAUAUGCAACGGUUACCUCUCCUGCCCCCACUUCACCAUAAAGUAGAGAGAGGCUUUCUUAAUGGGGACAACCUUGAAUGUAACUAAAGCCUUGUUUCAUACCUUGAUAUGAUAAGUUAACAACAUAAUGUUUUUUUGAAAUAGAGCACUUGAAACUUACAACUCUCGGCUAG